CUUUCCUCCUCCACAACCACCCAUGCCAUCCUUUGCAAUUUGUAAGUGGGUGGAUUAUGGCGGGCUGGGCUACCGAACCAGGGUAAAACAAACUUGACUCAUCAUGUGUUUUAUUAUAUUAGCACAUCAAGAGUUCGUUUAAAAUAAGGGCCUCACGAAGAAUCUUGGAUGUGUUCCUGAGAAUGACCGAUCUAUGCCGUAUGCACCUCUAUGUUUUGAGUCGCAAAAUGUUCGUCUUUCAACAGAUGCCGAGGUCGUGACUGUUAGGCUGGCUGUUUGAACUCUUGGGCAACUUAAUGUUCAGAUGAAGAUGACCGAAUGCUACUAAGCAGGUCUUCUUUAACUAGCUUCUGGUGUGGCAUGAGCACUGAUGCAGUUGAACUGAGCGUAACAAUCCACUAGGAUUAUUGGUCGCUGUCAUCUUUUUUUUUUCUCCCAUAAGAUGUCGACUUUGUUGAUCAUCCAUAUUGGCAAGUAGCUGCCAUGUCGGAGUAGCCAAGUUGGCCAAUUUGAGCAAUAAUUGAUCAGUGCAGAAUCUUUACAAUUUUGAAGAUCGAACCAUGAGGAUCUGAAAAGAGCCCAAUGCUUUUGCGAACAUAAAGAAAUUGAUCCACUGAUUGCAGAAAGCAGAAACCAGUGGUCAUCCAUUGCAUUGCAAGUGGCUGGCUGCUGGGCAACUCCUAGCUCCCCACAUCCAGUAAUAUAUAUGCCAUGUAAGAAGUGGCAGAACUAGAUAACUAUAAUGGUUUUGGUUGCGCACAUAGGAAAGGAACAGUGUUCUUCUCUGGCGGCUACAUGACCCUCCUGACAGCUUCCUAAUUUAGAUAUGCACUCCAACUUGCUCCUGUAGCCUACUCAUGGUGGAAGCAAUAGCAUUGGUCUGCUUAUCUUUGCUUUUCCUCUGUCCACAUGGAUAGGACAGUUACAUAAGUAUGCAGGCAGACUUCCUUUCCAGCACGAACAAUAGCAUUACAGCACAAGUGUGUCCAAAUAGCUACAUCCUGAUGGUGGAGGCAAUAGUAGUACUCUGCUUCUCUUUGUUGUUCUUCUGCUCCAGUGCUGUGGUGUCUCUAGGGAGCAACAAUGCCAGAACCGACGAGCUUGCGCUACUCGCCUUCAAGUCCAUGUUGUCUAGCCAGUCCGAUGGCUUGCUAGCAACAUGGAACGCUUCAACACACUACUGCAGCUGGCCAGGGGUUGUUUGCAGCCAUCGGCACCCAGAGAGGGUUGUCGCGGUGCGCGUUGAAUCCUUCAACCUUUCUGGACGCAUCUCUCCAUCCUUGGGCAACCUGUCACUGCUCAGGGAGCUGGACCUUGGUGACAACCAGCUUACAGGGGAGAUGCCUCCAGAGAUCGGCCAACUCAGAAGACUUCAGUUUCUGAAUCUGAGCACAAACCAUCUUCAAGGAAGCAUCCCGGUGACCGUGGGUGGAUGCGCCGAGCUCAUAACAGUUGACCUCAGCUCUAACCAACUCCAAGGUGAGAUUCCAGCUGAGUUAGGUGCCUUGAAGAAUCUUGUCAGAUUGAGCCUUCAUCAGAAUGGUUUUUCGGGGGAGAUCCCUCAAUCUCUAUCAGACUUGGUAUCCAUGGAGUUCUUGUCUUUGCAUGACAGCAGAUUAUCUGGUGAGAUACCACAGGCCCUAGGUAACCUCACAAACCUUCGGCAUCUUAAUCUUCAGGGCAACAUGUUAUCAGGAGUUAUUCCUGCAUCUUUUGGCAUGUUGUCCAGAUUAUCUUUCCUGUCCUUAAGUUAUAACAAUUUGAGUGGACCAAUCCCGACUUCCUUUUGGAACAUUUCCUCUCUAACUAUUCUCUCUGUCCAGCAAAACAUGUUAAAUGGAACUAUACCUCCAAAUGCAUUUAGUAAUCUUCCUUAUCUGCAGAAGGUAUACAUGGAUAGUAACCAGUUUCACGGCCAUUUACCAGCCUCGCUAGGUAACUGCUCCAAAUUAACAUGGCUUCAGUUAGGUCGCAAUUUAUUCAGUGGCAUUGUUCCUCACGAGCUCGGUCGAUUAAAAAAGCUUGGCUGGCUACAGCUCUCUGUUACUUUGCUAGAAGCUAAAGAACCGAAAGAUUGGGAAUUCGUAACAGCAUUAACAAAUUGCUCUGACUUACAACUGUUGGGAUUGGAAUCUUGUAGCUUUGGAGGAGUCCUUCCUGAUUCAAUUUCCAAUCUUUCCACCUCGCUAUUGUAUCUUGACCUUUCACGAAAUGCAAUCUCCGGGCACAUACCUAGAGAUAUUGGUAAUCUCAUUAACCUACAAGUGCUCGCCCUUUCUGAAAACUCUCUCACUGGAACUCUUCCAUCUUCUUUGGGUAGUCUUAAAGAUUUGCGUGAAUUUUCUGCAUAUUAUAACAAACUAAGUGGCUCCAUUCCGUCAAACACAGGAAAUCUUACAGAGUUAAAUCUCUUUGGAGUGGAUGUUAAUGCCUUAAGUGGUGAGAUACCAAGCACACUUGGAAACCUAACAAAGUUAGUGGGGCUAGAUCUUUCAGUCAAUAAAUUUAUAGGCCGAAUUCCUAGUACCAUAUUCAACAUCCGUACACUCUCUAGAGGUUUGGACGUAUCUGAAAAUAACCUGGAGGGAUCAAUACCUGUAGAUAUCGGGAAUCUGAUAAAUAUGGUAGGAUUUGAUGCAAGUUCGAACAAAUUAUCAGGUGAAAUCCCUAAUUCUCUAGGCGAAUGUCAACUUCUCCAAAAUCUUUAUUUGAACAAUAAUCUCUUCCAUGGUAGUAUCCCUUCUCUCCUGGGCCAGUUGAAAGGUCUAGAAACUCUUGACCUAUCAAGCAACAACUUUUCGGGUCAGAUACCCACGUUCUUAGGUAAUCUUAGCAUGCUCUAUUAUCUAAAUCUUUCAUUCAACAGUUUUUCCGGUGAAGUGCCAAACUUUGGUGUUUUCACAAAUGCUUCUGGAAUCUCAAUCCAAGGCAAUGACAAACUUUGUGGUGGCAUACCUGAUAUGCAUUUGCCCCCAUGUUCUUUGACAUUACCUAAGAAAAAACAUAAUUCUAUUGUUAUUCCUGUUGUUGUUUGCCUCAUUGCAACAAUAUCCAUCCUUUUCUUGCUCUACAAAUUUCACAACUGCCGCAACAAAAGCAAAACAAGAGACCCUACAACAACACCCUUGCAGGGCCACCCAUUGAUCACUUAUUCUCAGUUGGUGGGAGCAACAGAUGCCUUCUCAUCUAGAAAUCUUUUGGGUUCGGGAGCAUUUGGGUCUGUGUUCAAAGGAAAUAUGGGUACCCAAGCUGGUGAAGGUACAAGUCUAGUUGCCGUGAAGGUUCUGAAACUUGAAACUCCUGGGGCGCUUAAGACUUUUGUUGCUGAAUGCGAAGUACUGAGGAGCUUGAGACACCGUAAUCUUGUUAAAAUAAUUACAGCUUGCUCGAGCAUUGACACCAGAGGCAACGACUUCAAAGCGAUUGUGUUUGAGUUCAUGCCUAAUGGAAGUUUAGAUGGCUGGCUGCAUGAUGCUACAAAUGAUCAAACAGAGCAAAAGUAUUUAAAUCUUCUAGAGAGAGUAACCAUCCUCCUCGAUGUGGCUUAUGCGUUGGAUUACCUUCAUUGCCAUGGACCUGAACCUGUUGUACACUGUGAUCUUAAGUCAAGUAAUGUGCUCUUGGAUGCUGAUAUGGUAGCCCAUGUUGGAGACUUUGGGCUUGCCAAAAUUCUUGUUCAGGUAAGCUCGUCCUUUCAUCAAUCAACGAGGUCAAUUGGAUUUAGAGGGACAAUCGGUUAUGCUGCCCCAGAAUAUGGUGUUGGAAACACAGUAUCAACAAAUGGAGAUAUUUUCAGUUACGGGAUUCUAGUGCUGGAAACAAUAACCGGGAAGAGGCCUUCCGAUGGUGGAUUCAGGCAGGGUUCAAGUAUUCGUGAUUACGUUAAGCUGGGUCUACACAACCAAGUGAUGGACAUUGUUGACAUCCGGCUUUUUUCAGACCUCAAGAAUGGGCUACGGACCAUUAGUGAUUCUUCUUACCAGAGUAAGAUCGAUUGCCUUGCUUCGCUACUCAGACUCGGAAUGUCCUGCUCUGAAGAAACUCCAUCGAGUAGGAUGCCGACGGGUGAUAUUAUCAGGGAGCUGCGUGCCACCAAAGAAUUGGUCUCUGUCCUAGGGAAUGCAGAACACGAAGAUGCAGGAACUGAGCUUUCAUGAUUCAGUUGUUGCACACACAUUGUGAACUUCCAUGUCCAAAUAACUCGUGCACGUGCCAGAAACGAUCUAUGGUUAUCAGAAAAAUAUUGAUCAUCCCUGUUUAUGUUGUAUUAUGAUCCAAAUUCGAAGCAAGGCCCGUCAUCUGGUCUUUCCACUCUUUGGACCGUCGGCUAGAGUUUGUCGCUUCAUUGUAAACCCACGGUGAUGUCUAAACACUUCUGAAAUAGUGAAGAGUUUGCUGACCGGCGCUUGUGGGUUUUUCCCUUUUUGAAAGGGUUUUUCACGUUAAAUCUUGUGUAAUUUUAUUUUUAUUCUUUGUCAUUGGCUAUCGUGUUUAUAACAAUUUAACCGCUGCAUUAUUUGGUUCCUUGCUUGUAGGCCAGGAAUUUGCUAGCCAAGGCAGUAGAUUGUUUUCCUUCCCCACCUAUACUUUGUUGAACCUGUUUUUGUUUUUUUAUCUUCUUGUUAAAGUCCUAAGGAAGUUUGUUUUC
Molecule: messenger RNA, 4648 nt
Organism: Lolium perenne
Lineage: Eukaryota; Viridiplantae; Streptophyta; Magnoliopsida; Poales; Poaceae
Product: receptor kinase-like protein Xa21
Biological process (GO): protein phosphorylation
Molecular function (GO): protein kinase activity; protein binding; ATP binding
Source: RefSeq, a predicted model, not a curated record